ACACAAAUACCAUUCUGACUCUUGACUGCUGAUCGAGGAAGGCAUAUUUACCGGUUCAUCUCUUUUGAAAAUCUUUGGAAAAUACUUUUGUUUGUACUACGAUAAGGAUCUCACUUAUAGCCUACAUGGAGUCGACUCCUUUCCUCACCAACCCUUUGCGGGCCACUCUACCCGUCCUCUUACCGAUGGCCCGGAGUGCCGCCAUGCCCAUCCCUGUCAAGAUACACGAGCCCGACUUCAACAAGGCCAUCGCCUCCGUCAUCUGGGCUCGACAUCGUCGACAACCAACCUCGAGCAUCUUUAACUGCCAUGUCUCGAACUGUCCCCUAUGCCAGACUACAAGAGCUCCUGAUAGACCUUCGGUGGAGGUCAAGAGGAGGUCACAACCGCAACAGGUGAAGGCGUCAUCAACUGAUCAACCCUCAGUCGUCAACUGGUUGUUACCGUCAUCGACACCAACGCCGAGCCUCGUAGCGGAUCGUAAGAGAGCUUCGUCACGGACGCCAUCCCCGACGAGGAAGCGAUUCGCCCCGUCACCUCCGCCCGUUCACCGCUUCAAGUGUCGAUCAUGUCCCAAGUCGUUCGCCAAGAAGACACAUCUUCGCAUCCAUCGCCGGAUUCACAACGGACGUCAUGUUUACUGCUGUCAGUACUGCCCGAUGGUCUUAGCUUGUCCGUCUCAAUUGAUCAGGCAUCGUCGCGUUCACACCGGAGAGCGGCCGUAUCGAUGUUCGUUCGAGGGAUGUGAAAGAGACUUCACGUGCCGCAGCAGCCUCAACAGACACUACAAGAUGCAUUUCCCGGUGGCAGGCUUGAGAGGAUAAGGAUUAUUUCGUGCAAUUCAAGUUCUUAUGAGAUGAUGCUCCAUGUUUGGGCAGUAUAUACAAUUUGUUUAUGUUUCAUGAAUCUGAAUAAAUGCGUUUUCAAAUUUAAAUACUC
This is a messenger RNA of Strongylocentrotus purpuratus (purple sea urchin), 939 nucleotides long. RefSeq names its product zinc finger protein 574. Gene Ontology annotation, cellular component: PcG protein complex; transcription regulator complex. Gene Ontology annotation, molecular function: RNA polymerase II cis-regulatory region sequence-specific DNA binding; DNA-binding transcription factor activity, RNA polymerase II-specific. NCBI's taxonomy places the organism in Eukaryota, Metazoa, Echinodermata, Echinoidea, Camarodonta, Strongylocentrotidae. Bases 126 to 824 code for a protein of 232 amino acids. The record is from RefSeq and is a predicted model, not a curated record. The transcript is spliced from 2 exons. Gene Ontology annotation, biological process: regulation of transcription by RNA polymerase II.